This is a messenger RNA of Brugia malayi, 879 nucleotides long. RefSeq lists its product as uncharacterized. Bases 1 to 879 code for a protein of 292 amino acids. Gene Ontology annotation, molecular function: pyridoxal phosphate binding; serine C-palmitoyltransferase activity. Gene Ontology annotation, cellular component: endoplasmic reticulum. Lineage: Eukaryota; Metazoa; Nematoda; Chromadorea; Rhabditida; Onchocercidae. The transcript has 7 exons. Gene Ontology annotation, biological process: sphingosine biosynthetic process; ceramide biosynthetic process. The record is from RefSeq and is a predicted model, not a curated record.
AUGCCAACAUAUCAUGAAGAAGACUAUAACCACUAUUUCAGCAAUCACCUCAGUAGUCAUAUUUCCACCUCUAGUUACAAACAAUUGAUCACUGAAAGUGUAAUAUUAUCUGUAAUUAUCUACGGUGUAAUCGUCUUGAAAUUCCGGAAGCAGAAACAUACAUGGUUAACUGAACAACAGAAAGAGAGAAUAAUCGCAGAAUGGAAACCAGAGCCAUUGGUGCCAGAAAUUCCAACAGAACAUUCAGCCCUAGAAACACAUUACUUUGAUGGGAAAGUGAGCAAAUUCGUUAUCUAUGAUGGUAAGGAAUAUUUGAAUUUAGCGACAACAAAUUUUUUGGGAUUGAUUGGUGACAAAACAGUUGAGGAAGUUGCAAAAGAAGCAAUUGCAAAAUAUGGCGUUGGUUCAUGCGGACCACGUCAUUUUUAUGGCACGGUGGAUGUGCAUCUUGCAUUAGAGAAGCAACUUGCCGAUUUUUUAGGAUGUGAGGAAGCGGUGCUUUAUAGUUAUGGUUUUGUAACUAUUUCCAGUGCUAUACCAUCAUAUGCAAAAAAAGGAGAUGUUAUUUUUGUAGACAAAGGAGUGAAUUUUGCAAUACAAGAAGGACUCAAAGCAUCUAAAAGUCGUAUUGAAUGGUUCAAUCACAAUGAUGUCAACGAUUUAGAGAGAUUAUUAAUGGAACAGGCUGAAAGAGACCGUAAAUUUCCAAAAUUAGCAUCAAAAACAAGACGAUUUAUGGUGGUCGAAGGACUUUACAUGAAUAGCGGUGAUUUGUGCCCAUUGCCAGAACUUAUGGCUUUGAAAUGGAAAUAUAAAGUACGUAUCUUUAUUGAUGAAUCAUUAUCCAUUGGUGUUAUUGGCAAAACAGGAAGAGGUUAG